This is a messenger RNA of Vigna unguiculata (cowpea), 1211 nucleotides long. RefSeq lists its product as uncharacterized. The record is from RefSeq and is a predicted model, not a curated record. Lineage: Eukaryota; Viridiplantae; Streptophyta; Magnoliopsida; Fabales; Fabaceae. Gene Ontology annotation, molecular function: ubiquitin binding.
AUAUUUACUUGAGGAGGCCUGGAACAGUAGAAAAGUAAGCCGUGUGUAGAAACAUAGGUACACAAAUUAUUCCCCGAUUCCCUGUGUACCAAUCCUAUCUAUUAUAUUGGUUGGUUAUUAAUCGGAGAUCGGAGGUAAUUGAGCGGCGGAUUGCAUGAGCGGUUGUUGUGUGGGUGGUGGUGGCGGCGGCGGAUCGGACGCGGAGUGAGCAGAGGAUCGAAACAUGUCUGCGAUCAUAGUGUGCGGGAAGAGAUCAGCGCUGUUCCAAGAGCUUCCUCCAAAGAGGACCCGUUGUUCUUCUUCUUCUUCCCCGGUUCGCCUCUCUCCCUCUUCCCUCCUCCACCACCUCGCCGCCUUGUUCCCGGACAUGGACAACCACCUCCUCGAGAAAGCCCUCGAAGAUUGCGGCAACGACAUCGACUCCGCUAUCAGAAGCUUAAACCAGCUUCGCUUAGGAGCUUCAACACCUCCUCUUCGUUCCACUCCCAUUGCAUCUGAUGCUACUCUUCAAUCGCAAGGUGAAGGGCAAUAUGAUGCAGAAGUUUCAGCUUCUCAGGACCCGGUUGCUGGACAAAAUUAUCCCACAAAUGGUGCUGAAUGGGUGGAGCUUUUUGUUAAAGAGAUGAUGAAUGCUUCAAACAUGGAUGACGCUAAAGCUCGAGCAUCAAGAAUGUUAGAGGCGUUGGAGAAGUCAAUUUGCAUGAGAACAAGUGUUGAAACAGAGCGAAACUUUCACCAGGAAAAUACGGCGCUGAAGGAACAAGUGGAGGCCCUUGUUCAAGAAAAUGUGAUUCUGAAGCGUGCUAUCUGUAUUCAGCACGAACGCCAAAAAGAAUAUGAAGAUAGAGAUGUAGAGUUGCAGCAAUUGAAGCAAUUAGUGUCACAGUACCAGGAACAGGUAAGAGCUUUAGAGGUAAACAAUUAUGCCCUGACAAUGCACCUAAAGCAGGCAGAGCAAAGCAGUUCCAUCCCUGGGCGUUUUCAUCCAGAUGUUUUCUAGGUAACAAGUGUAUCUGGCUGUUUUUGUAGUUUAAGUAAUCACGAAGAAGAAACAAGGCAACUCAUUUAAGUCAUAUUUAAUGAUUCGAAAGAAAAAAAAAAAUCUAUCCUACUUAUAGAUCAUUAGCUUUUUGAUGUAGAUUCCCAUGUGAUCAAUAUUUUGGAUGUUAGGAGAUUUGAUAUGGCUUGCCUCAAGUAAGUCCCUUAUGAUA